Cryphonectria parasitica EP155 is the source of this 3565-nucleotide messenger RNA. RefSeq lists its product as uncharacterized. Gene Ontology annotation, cellular component: division septum; mating projection tip; nucleus. NCBI's taxonomy places the organism in Eukaryota, Fungi, Ascomycota, Sordariomycetes, Diaporthales, Cryphonectriaceae. Gene Ontology annotation, biological process: septin ring organization; intracellular signal transduction; establishment of cell polarity. The transcript is spliced from 4 exons. The record is from RefSeq and is a predicted model, not a curated record. Bases 1 to 3063 code for a protein of 1020 amino acids. Gene Ontology annotation, molecular function: guanyl-nucleotide exchange factor activity; protein binding.
AUGGCAUCACAUGCUCCUCUACUAAGAACAAACACGGCUCCCGUCUUUCAGCAUUCGACUGACGGUGUAGCGAGGCUAGCCAACAUGAGCAUGAGCAGCACGCCAAGGGCAAGCCAGGUCUCCGGUUCCACGGUCUACGCAUCCAAUACUAGCCUCACCUCCCUCUCGAAUGCGAGCACCAUCAUCUCUCCGCCCCCAGGAGGUCAGGUCGUUGCUACCAACAAUAUCAUCAACCAGAAGGCAGAUGCAUCCCGCUCGCUAUACCAAAUAUGUGUCGCUCUGAAGCAGCGACUGCGCCUCGUCCCUGGCUUCGAGGGCUACUUGGCCCAGCUUGAAGAGAGUGAACAGCAGGUUGGAGACGCCGGUGGACCUGUCCAAGGGCUGUGGGACCUGUUGAAGGCUGGACUGCCGCUGCUGGCCAUCUACAAUGCGUGCGACCCCGAUGACCGCCUCGAUGUCGCCAACGUACCAAAUAAAGAAAAGCGCGCAAAGAUGGCGAUCGGCAAAUUCGUGCAAGGAUGCUCACAGCAACUGAAGAUACCAUCUCAGGAUAUGUUCAUCAUCUCGGAUCUGCUCGGCAGUGACACCACGGGAUUUGUCAAGGUAACGAUCGUCAUCAACUAUGUGCUUGAUAUUGCACAACAGAGAGGUCUCUUGAAGCAGCCGCAGGCUCCUUCUCCCGAGGAAGGCCUGUCGUCAGCUAAUGGAGAUUCGCAAAUGAGCUAUCGCGACCGCAUCAUUCGCGAGCUCGUCGACACCGAGCGAAAAUAUGUUCAGGACCUGGAGAACUUACACGACCUCAAGAAGACUCUGGAACAGAGGGGGGCUAUCAACGGCGAUAUUGCGCAUCAAAUCUUCUUGAACAUCAACGGCAUCCUAGAUCUCCAGCGCCGAUUUCUUAUUCGGGUUGAGACGACAAAUAAUAUGCCCGAGAACAGACAGGACUGGGGUAACCCUUUCAUUGGCUUCGAAGAGCAGUUCACCAACACUUACCAGCCCUUCAUUGCCAAUCAGCGCAAGGCCGCGCAGAUGGCAAGCCAAAACUUUGACAAGAUUCAGACCGUAGAACAUCCCGUGGCUUGUGACUAUAACACCCUGGAUGGCUUCUUGCUGAAGCCUAUGCAGAGACUGGUCAAGUAUCCUCUGCUGCUCAAGGACCUCCUCAAGAAGAGUGAUGACGAGAAUACCAAGAGGGAUCUGGCUGCCGGAAUCGAAGCUGCAGAGCGUGUUCUGAAGAAGGCAAACGAAGCUGUGGAUAGGGAUCUUCUGGAUGAGGCACUGGACGAUCUGGUGGCUCGGGUUGACGACUGGAAGAACCACCGCGUCGCCCACUUCGGACAACUUCUCCUCCAUGGUGUCUACACCGUCAUCACCGGCAAGACGGAACAAGAACGGGACUACGAGAUCUACCUGUUCGAGUACAUACUGCUGUGCUGCAAGGAACUUACGCCCAACAAGAGCAAGGACAAGAAGGACAAGACGCGGUCGACUGGCCCCAAGAUGAGGAACAAGAACGCCAAGCUCCAGCUCAAGGGAAGGAUCUUUAUGACGAACGUUACCGAGGUGUUGAGCUUCUCUAAACCAGGUUCGUAUACGGUGCAGAUAUGGUGGAAGGGCGAUCCGGGCGUUGAGAACUUCGUCAUCAAGUUCCAGAACGAGGAGAUGAUGAAGAAAUGGGCGAACCACUUGGACACUCAACGCAAGGAUAACGCACCGCAGAGCGCCACGACGCCUGAUCAGCCAACGGCAAACUUCAGGUGGAUGGAAGCGCAGCCCGACAUGGUGAACCCAUACGCAGAGCACGAUGAGGAUGAAGAAGAGUACACACCCCCUCAGAACUCGUAUGCUGCCAUGCCGGGUACGAUGCCGAGAAACAGCUCGAGCUCAAGUCUGCGACAGAGAUCCAUAGGAGGGGAGAGUACUCAAUCUCUGGCAGGCAUGGUCCGCCGGCAGCCCCCUACCAGUUUCCCGAUGCCGCAACAGACGCAGCCCCUGUCAUUACAGACAGCAGACCAACCAUCCCCUGGAACACGCGUUGCGGAUUCGUAUUUCUCUCCGGUAGGCGAAUCGCCUGCCUCAUCGAGGACCAGCACGACAUCCAACUUCUUUGGUCAGAACGCUGGCUACGUUCUGCCUAACGGCGGAUAUCCGCCAUCUGGGUGGGCUGAGGACAACAACCGGUACACGGCACCGGCGAUGCCUCGUGCGCCCUCGCGUGAUGGACCAUCCCCAGUGAACGCAUUCGGAAUGGUGAAUGGGCAGCGCAACCCCCGUGGGCCGUCAUUGCCAGCAAUGUCUUCGUUGCAAUCAAUCGCUCAGCAACAACGAAGUAGGUCCUAUUCAACUCCUGAUAUCAAUGGGCAGCCGCAGCCACAACAGCAACCCGUGAGGAGAACCGAACGAGGCGGCAGUCAAGGCGUUCCUGCUGUGCCAGGCAUUCCCGCGCAUCUGCAAUCAACAUAUGAUGGCGGCAUUCCGAGGGGUCCAACCGGCAGUCCCAGGCACGAUCUUCCAAUUCGCACUAACACCCAGAGUCCAGGCGUCCAGCGGGAUCGCCAAGGCUACGGUGGCCAGAUGGGCCAGUUCCCUUCCCAGCCUAUCAACCGCCAGCACACUCCUGUCUCCAACGGCCAGCAGGGCAUGGUGCCGGCACCGCUCAAUAUCGACCAGUCGAGGGCAGUCCCGGCGGGCUUGAACACAGCCGGCGCCCUCCAGACGCCUAACCCUCUUGCGAGCCCCAACGAUCCUCCAUUCCAGCACUCGCAGCUGAAGGUCAAGGUGAAUUGCGACAGUGGCAACUACGUGACGUUGGUCGCAGCCUUCAACAUCUCCUACCAAAGCCUCACGGAUCGCAUCGACACCAAGCUGCAGCGCUUCACCAACUCCCGCAUCGCUAAUGGCAAUCUGGUGCUGCGCUACCGCGAUGAGGACGGCGACUUCGUGAAGAUUGAGAGUGACGAGGAUAUCCAAAUCGCAUUCUCGGACUGGCGCGAAAACAUGCGAAGCAUGUACAGCGGCGGCAUGGGAGAGAUAGAGCUCUUCUGCGUGGGUGACACCGCUUAGUCGGACGGUGACGCGACCGUUGAAUCCAUGCCACCGUUAUCGCCUCCAUCGACUGUGUCUCACAACGCUCCAUAGUGGGAGCCCAAAAUUCCGAAGUCUUGUCACUCAUCCCAGCCGUCUUGUUCACCUUCGAGCAAGAGGCCGGCUUGGCGGGCCACUGAUGGCAUCGACAACACAAGUCUCAGGCCAGUCGUGGCUCUCCAGUCUACCACUAGACGACAGUCUCCGCCAUCGAUGUGGCAUCUAGGUUCUCAGCGGCAAUCUACAUUCAACUCAAUGUCCAACGCGGAAGCACUGCCGACGCUACCGUCAAUAUCGAGGAACAUUCCUCUUCGAAGGCGCGGUUGUCGUCACCCUGGCUGGUGGCGCUGAGCGACGCAUUUCUUUCAAGGUUGUAUCAAGAGGCUUCUCUCGUGUUCGAAGAGGCCGCAACUCAAACAUAUAUACCCAGUUUCUUUCUCUCUUCUUAGCAUUCAAAGGGCGCAUAGGAUUCAGGAUGGUC